Lecanosticta acicola is the source of this 3900-nucleotide messenger RNA. NCBI's taxonomy places the organism in Eukaryota, Fungi, Ascomycota, Dothideomycetes, Mycosphaerellales, Mycosphaerellaceae. The record is from the annotation of a GenBank genome assembly.
AUGUCGGCGUCCGGAACGGCUACCGCGUCCCAUUCGGCGUCUGCAACCUGCAAUUACUCCGGGCUAGAAGCCAUCUUGAACUGUGGCGCUGGUAUUGGUGCCAACAAUGAGGGACAGACCGUGGGAGCCCUGGUGGCAGCCCUUGCGGCCUCGUUUGCGUCCCUGGGCGUGCAACUUCUGCUAUUUGUAAUCUUGCGACUGCGACUCACAAGGAUAUAUCGACCCAAAUCAUACCUGGUGCCCGAAAGAGAGCGCCUUCCAGAACCUCCAGGAGGCAUCGUGGGCUGGUUGUAUCCGCUCUUCAGCACUUCCAACUUGACCCUCAUCCAGAAAUGCGGUCUCGACGCCUACUUUUUCCUGCGAUUCUUGCGCAUGCUCCUGAAGCUGUUCCUUCCUACCGCCCUCCUCGCCAUCCCCAUCCUGUUGCCGCUCAAUCACACUGGCGGCGGCGACUCGAGUGGCUUGGACGAGUAUUCAAUUUCGAACAUAGGGGAGACACAUCUCCGCAGGCUUUGGGCACACUGCAUUCUAGCCAUCUUGUUCAUUGGAUGGUUCUUCUACGUCGUGUUUAAGGAACUGAGAGGCUACAUCCGCGUGCGACAGGCUUACCUCACGAGUCCGCAGCACAGAAUUCGAGCGUCAGCCACUACCGUGCUUGUUACUGGCAUUCCACGCAAAUGGCUUACGCUUGAAGCUCUGUCUGGCCUUUACGAUGUGUUUCCAGGUGGUAUUAGGAACAUUUGGAUCAACCGUAACUUUGACGCGCUGGCGGACAAGGUGAAACUUCGUGAUGAGAUUGCUAAGAGCCUGGAAGGUGCGGAAACGGAUCUCAUCAAAGCCUGCCGAAAGAAGCACGCCGCAGCGGAAAAGAAGCGAGCGAAGGAGGAAGGCCGCAAGAGCAAGACCAAGGAGGAGAAGAAGCAGGACAAAGCUGCAGAAGAUACGGCUGCAGAGCAGUUGGCACAAGGAGCGGGUACCAGUGCCGGCGAAAUACACGAAGUUUCUCACGGGAUGCAGGAUGUCUUGGACGAGGGGGAGCGCCAGCACGAGAACUACGACAAGGCAUCUUACAAUCCUUUCGGAAUUGUUGGCCAAGGAUUCGACGCCGUGGGUCAUGGCUUAGGGACCUUUGGCAAAGGCAUUGGCAAGUUCGGGAAAGGCGUUGUGGGAGGUGUCGACUCGGGGAUUCAUAGGACGGGCGAGAACUUUAACAAAGCCACUGAACGUGCGAACGCUGGUGGUCUCGGAGGAUUUGUUAUGGACGACUCUCUUUACCGGACCCGCAACGGCAGUGACGACCCACACAAGCCUGCUCAUGGCACAAGAGCCAGUCCACGGAUGGCUUAUGGUGCGCACGUCGACACAAUGCCGCGCGCAACACGGCAUCCACUUGCGGUGUCGCCAACUACUUCGGAAGAGGUCCACAGUGACGAGUCUGUGGGUGCAUCGGGAACUCACACAACGCGACCGUCUGGGGACUCGAAACCAAAAAUGAGCAUGCAGAUUGAAGAGCCAGCUGCUCACCAAGGCAAGAAGAAGUUUGAGCACCGCAUUCUCGGGUUGUUCAGGCGUGACGACAAUUCAAUUGCUCUUCCAUCCCCUCAGCCCCAUAUCCAGGAAGAGGACGAGUUCCCAUUGCGUCUUCCCAACGAGAAAUCCACUGCUACUCCUACCACGGAAGAAGUCUCGAAGAGCAAAUGGGCAGAGAAGCUAGCCUUCUGGAAGAAGAAGAAGAAGAAAGAAAAAGAAGAGGAGGAGGAGGAGGAGAAGGAAGAGUACCCUGUUGCCAUCAACAAGGAGUGGGACGAAGACCCGGAUGCAGAGCCCUACUGGCGGAGAUUCAUUGAGCCAAAGGAUCGCGAGACGAUGAGAUUACCCUUGUUUAGCCCAACUUGGUUUCCAGCUAUCCCCUUUGUUGGCAAGAAGGUCGACAAGAUCUAUCACUUGCGCCGGGAACUGGCUCGCCUGAAUGUGGAGGUGGAGACUGACCAGGACGAUGUGGAAAAGUUUCCAUUGAUGAACUCUGCUUUCAUUCAGUUCAAUCACCAGGUCGCCGCUCACAUGUGUUGUCAGUCUCUCAGUCAUCACAUCCCGCAGCAAAUGUCACCUCGGCUGGUGGAAAUCAGUCCCCACGACGUGAUCUGGGACAAUAUGGCUAUCAAAUGGUGGGAACGAUACGUCCGCUUCGGCAUUGUCGUUGUGGUCUGUGCCGCACUGAUCAUCUUCUACGCUAUUCCGGUCGCUUUCACCUCCUUGCUGAACAACAUCAGCAACCUGGCGAAAAUCGUCAGCUGGCUGGCUUGGCUCAACGACGCUCCUGGUUGGGUAAAGUCCAUAAUCCAGGGUGUUCUGCCCCCUCUUCUCCUGAGUUUGAUCCUUCUGCUGGUGCCCAUCAUUUUCCGACUUCUGGUCAAGCAGCAAGGCGUCGCAACCGGAAGUGCAAAAGAACUCGGAGUACAGAUCUGGUACUUCACCUUCUUGUUCAUCCAGGUUUUCCUCGUCGUCACGAUUACCGGAGGCUUGACGAGCUUCUUCUCGAAUGCGGCUUCGGACCCGGCAGGUGUUGUGCGCACCCUGGCUACGAACUUACCAAAAGCUUCCAACUACUUCUUCUCCUACCUGACAGUGCAGGCUCUGUCAAACUCCGCCAGUGCUCUUUUGCAGACCGGUAGCUUGUUCGCUUGGUUCCUCCUGGCUCCUAUGCUUGAUUCCACCGCACGCGCGAAAUGGAGACGACAAACCAACUUGAAUAACGUCCAGUGGGGAACCUACUUUCCACCCUUCACCAACUUCGCUGCUAUUGGCAUUGUGUAUUCGAUCAUCUCGCCACUCAUCCUGGUCUUCAUGCUAUUCAUAUUCAGUUUGUUCUGGAUUGUCAACCGGUACAAUGUCCUCUUCGUCUUCCAAUUCCGCAACGAUACGGGCGGUCUCUUAUUCCCUACAGCUAUCAAUCAGCUUUUCACAGGAGUCUACGUCCUGGAGCUGUGUAUGAUUGGCCUGUUCUUCACGCUGACAGACGCACACGGCAAUCUCGAAACCGUUCCUCAGGCAGUCAUCAUGAUUUUCGUGUUGGUUUCGAGUAUGCUUUACCAGUACUUGUUGAACCAAGCUUUCAAGCCUCUGUUCCAGUACCUACCUAUCACACUCGAGGACGAGGCUGUGAUUAGGGAUGAGGCAUUCGCGAGAGCGCAGGCCAGCAAGUUCGCACCACUGAACCAAACCCUCGGCGAAGGCGAGGACGCUCGAGAUAUUCAAGAUGUACUCGAGGAUCACGAACGCGAAGAGGACGACGCGGACGGAGCCGCCGAGGAGGCCGAGAAGAGGCGAAUUGAGGGCCGUAGGAAGAGCCAUGCGUCCGCGACCUCCUCACCCGAGGCGAGGAGACAAGUGUCUUUGCCCACCAUGAAAGAUAGCUGGCAUCGUCGCAAGGACGCAAAACCGCUCUGGGCCACGGAGAAGUGGAAGAAGGUCGCCCCCGAGGCUGUGAACACGCUGCGCUUCUUGGCGGACGGCAGACGUGCUGACCAGGAUCAAGAGAGGCGCGAUCCCGAAUCGCAGCAUACUGUCGGCGACAUCCUCUUCUCUGGCUUCGCCGAUGAACUGGAAGAUCUUACCCCGGAGGAGCGCGACCUGCUCGUCCGCUAUGCGUUCCAGCACAGCGCACUUCGUGCCAGACGUCCUGUCGUAUGGAUUCCGCGGGAUGCACUCGGCGUAAGUGAUGAUGAGAUCAAGCGAGCGAAGAAGAUGAGCACGGUUGAAGUUGAGGAGGAGAAGGGCAUGAAGAGGGACAGGACGAACAUCUGGAUGAGUAACGAGGGUACUGCUCUCGAUGGCAAAGGCCGCGUGGUGUUCCGUCGCAGUCCGCCUGACUUCAGUAAUGUUGAUCUCAUUUUUCUGUGA